Messenger RNA from Astyanax mexicanus (Mexican tetra), 4280 nucleotides. Its product is annotated as zinc finger protein 271-like. Gene Ontology annotation, molecular function: RNA polymerase II cis-regulatory region sequence-specific DNA binding; DNA-binding transcription factor activity, RNA polymerase II-specific. The transcript is spliced from 2 exons. Gene Ontology annotation, cellular component: nucleus. Gene Ontology annotation, biological process: regulation of transcription by RNA polymerase II; central nervous system development. The coding region runs from base 488 to 1660 and encodes 390 amino acids. The record is from RefSeq and is a predicted model, not a curated record. Lineage: Eukaryota; Metazoa; Chordata; Actinopteri; Characiformes; Acestrorhamphidae.
UGACUAAAAAACAUUAGUUGUAGAAAAUGGAAAUAUAGAGGCACGUUUUCUGUCCUAUUUAGUGAAAUACUUUGUUCUACUUUGUGAAAUUAAAGGAAACCCCCAGAGAAGUAGUUAUACAGUGUUUUAAAUGAGAGUUUUAGCUUUUUACUCCAUUGAGCUCCAUGCAUUGAGGACUCCCUCGCGGGCUCCCUCUAGCGGUGAUGGGGUAUAAUGUGAUAUAGCGGGGGAGGGGGCGGGGCUCUACAUAACCCGGAUGAGGCUGAGUUUCCGGGGUCUGUAGCUGGAGCGGAGACAGAGCAGGAUCAGCUGAACUACAGAAGAAACAAAAAUAUUCUCCUGAAAUUCAUCACCAACAACCAAGAUAUGUAACAAAGAGCAAUGUUGAACUGCUGAAAGAUGUGAAGCAGAAGCCAUCCUGAAGAAUCUCCAGAACACGCAGAAAUUGUUUGCUACAUUUAACAGGUAAAUUAAGCCAAGUCCCCACAUGGAGGAACAUCAGCACUCUGUCAAGAGUUUUACUAAACAGAAUGAUCUCAAAAAGCACCAGUGCAUUCACACAGGAGAGAAACCGUAUCACUGCACAGACUGUGGGAAGCGGUUUAAUCAACAGAGUCAUCUCCAACGACACCAGCGCAUUCACACAGGAGAGAAACCGUAUCACUGCUCAGACUGUGGAAACAGUUUUACUACACAGAGUGAACUCAAAAUACACCAGCGCAUUCACACAGGAGAGAAACCGUAUCACUGCACAGACUGUGGGAAGCGGUUUAAUCAACAGAGUCAUCUCCAACGACACCAGCGCAUUCACACAGGAGAGAAACCGUAUCACUGCUCAGACUGUGGAAACAGUUUUACUACACAGAGUGAACUCAAAAUACACCAGCGCAUUCACACAGGAGAGAAACCUUAUUACUGCUCAGACUGUGCAAAGCGUUUUAAUCAACAGAGUCAUCUCCAACGACACCAGCGCAUUCACACAGGAGAGAAACCGUAUCACUGCUUAGACUGUGGGAAGAGUUUUACUGCACAGAGUGAUCUCAAAAUACACCAGCGCAUUCACACAGGAGUAAAACCGUAUCACUGCUCAGACUGUGAGAAGUAUUUUACUACACAGAGUGAACUCAAAAAACACCAGCGCAUUCACACAGGAGAGAAACCGUAUCACUGCUCAGACUGUGGGAAGAGUUUUAAACAACAGAAUGAUCUUAAAAAACACCAGCGCAUUCACACAGGAGAAAAACCGUAUUUCUGCUCAGACUGUGGGAGGAGUUUUAAUCGACAGAGUACUCUCAAAAAACACCAGCGCAUUCACACAGGAGAGAAACCGUAUCACUGCUCAGACUGUGAGAAGUGUUUUAAUCAACAGGGUGAUCUCAAAAUACACCAGCGCAUUCACACAGGAGAGAAACCGUAUCACUGCUCAGACUGUGGGAAGAGUUUCAAUCGACAGGGUGAUCUCAAAAUGCACCAGCGCAUUCACACAGGAGAGAAACCGUAUCACUGCUCAGACUGUGGGAGGAGUUUUAAUCAACAGAGUCAUCUCAAAAGACAUCAGCGCAUUCACACAGGAGAGAGACCGUAUUACUGUUUCAAGUGUGAGAAGUGUUUUACUACACAGAGCCAUCUCAAAAAACACCAGCAAAUUCACACAAUUUAGAUACCGCAUCACUGCUCAGACUGUGGAAAGAGUUUAACUACACACUCAUCUUAAACUGCAUCAGUGCAUUCACACUGGAGAGAAACCGUAUCACUGCUCCUACUGUGGAAAAUGCUUUAUUGAACAGUCAUCUCACACUGCAGGGGAUGAUGUUUCCAUGUUGUUUUCAUGUAUGAUUGAAUAUCUACAGUACAGGCCAAAAGUUUGGACACACCUUCUCAUUCAUUGCGUUUUCUUUAUUUUCAUAUCUAUUUCGUCACUGUCCUAUGAAAAACACUUAUCUCCAUUUUUUAUGAUUUUUAGUCUACUACAUAAUUUGAAACUAUUUAAAUUUUUAAACUGUCACUUACGCUGUGCCAAAAUUUCUUGAUGAACGGACCAAUAGAAUCUCUUCAAAAUUACCUGAAAUAAACUCUUUUUACAUUGACUUCCAUUAAAAGUUUGCAAGGUUUUUUCUCUCUCCUGUAAAGUUGAACAGCGACGAUUUACAUUGUAGACUCACUGAAGGCAUCAAAAGUAUGAAUGAACACAUGGAGUUAUGGAUUCAACAAAAACAAACUGAAAACAUGUUUUAUAUUCUAGUUCUAGUUCAAAAUAGCCACCCUUUGCUCUGAUUACUGCUUUGCACACUCUUGGCAUUCUCUCAUUGAGCUUCAAGAGGUGGUCACCUGAAAUGGUUUUUCAACGGUCUUGAAGGAAGGAGUUCCCAGAGGUGUUUAGCACUUGUUGGCCCCUUUGCCUUCAUUCCAGCUCACCCCAAGCCAUCUCGAUUGGGUUCAGGUCCGAUGUCUGUGGAGGACAGGUCACAUAAUUCCAUGUGUUCAUUCAUAGUUUUGAUGCCUUCAGUGAGAAUCAACAAUGUAACUAGUCAUUAAAAUAAGGAAAAUGCAUUGAAUGAGAAGGUGUGUCCAAACUUUUGGCCUGUACUGUACAUUUGUUAAUGCCUACAGAGAUCUCCACCACUUAGUCGAACAUGUUGUGGUUUAAUAAGUUUUAAACAUUGUCAUACAUGGUACCGCUAACUCCAUAAACUAAGAACAUAUAUUUCAUAAUCCUGAUAUUUUUAACCUUUUUCGUGAUAUGAAUUGUAAAAAAUUGUAAGAAAACUUUACUCAUUUACAGGUGCAAUGCAUUGACCUUUAGAACUAAUAAUAUGAAACAUUUAAAGAGUGUGGAUUUUAUAAUUCCAGGACAUGCUUGGUUAAAAAAUUGAGUAUGUAUCUUAAAACAUAUUGUAGAUUUCUGAAGUUGUGAUCCACAGAGUUGAUCAGAGUUUGAUUUACUUUUCUUUCGGACAAGCAGUUAGCCAGGUCUAAUUUUAAAUUACUAAUGAACCAAUAGAAGCACAUUCAUGUAGGUUUCUCCUCACACCAGUAAGAAGAUUGGAGUCUCAGUGAAAGGCCAAAAGACCAUGGAACCUAUCACAGCAUUUGAUACUAACACAGAGUAAUUCAGACUUUGCAGGGCAGACAGAGCCCAUUUUUUAGAGUAGUUGCGGUAGGAGUUAAGUUCUGAAGAUGGGAGAGUUCUCCCUAAAUGAUAUAGCUGUUAGGAGUAGAUUAGGAAUCUUAGUUUACAACUAAAUGUUUAGUAUCAAAUCUUCAGUGCCUAUGAUUAUAAGGUUUUGAAUGCAUUUAAUCUUUUUUUCUAGUAUAUGCAGAUUUAUUUAUUUCCAUUAAUUUCUAGUAUCUCUGUUUUCACCCUGUGGAAGCCAACCUCAGUUUGCUAAGACUAGCAUAGCUUAGGUUAAUGCUAUUAACCGCCAGGCCCCCACCCAUAUGAAAAGAGAAGGGGAAAACACCACCUGAGGAACUCCAGAGAGAGUGCUCCCAAAAUUGAGACCCAGAGCCACAGAGAGACGACACUGUCCGGGUACUGCCGGGUGGACUGGAGGAGCAUCCAGACCCCGCAGAGAUGCCAACAAAAUCCUUUCCAGAGGUUAAAUAAAAUACUCCAGCUGUAGUUCUCAUACUGAAAUCCACCCACUCCAGACUUAUGUAUGGAGUAAAGUUCUCCUUCACUCCAUCUGCUGGUGUUCUCUUUGGUCUAUGGUUCAGUCUGUCUGAUUUAAAAUCUGUUGGCAUAGAUGAAUACAGAGGGAUAUUUAGUUGUGUUGUAUUACUCAAGCUAUAUACUCCUUUCCUUAUUAGACAUGAUAUCCCCAAAAGUUCCCCAAGUUCCCUAAGAAUAAAGUUAUAUGAUCGUUUUUAUCCAGUACCUAUUUGCUAAGUGCGGACCACGCCUAAAGAAGUAGAGAAAGAAGAAGAAAAAAGGGGAGGGAACUCAGGGAAAUUUGGGCUGGAGUUCUGAACUGCGUGCUUGAAGAAGCGUGCAGUUAUAUCCCCCCCUUUUUAUUUAAUAAGAAGUGGAAGAGUAGAAAAAGGGGGUUGUUGGGGAGGAGGUGGGUUGCGAACUUUCGUCACGAGAGAUAGUUAGUUAGGGGAGGUAUUUAUAGGACGCUUGAUUGAUACGGGGUGGAGUUAGAACGUAGAGUUCGGGCGUGGUCCUUCUCCCAAACUUUUGUUAUUACAUAACAUCAUCUAUUAUCUUUGUAUUGCUUCACCUCCAUAUUUACUUUUAUAUAUGUUUGUUUUAAUAAAAAAAAACUUUGAUAUUGCAA